Molecule: messenger RNA, 772 nt
Organism: Anopheles coustani
Lineage: Eukaryota; Metazoa; Arthropoda; Insecta; Diptera; Culicidae
Exons: 1
Coding region: 5-571 (188 amino acids)
Source: RefSeq, a predicted model, not a curated record
GAAGAUGCAUCGAUUCCUGAGGGCAUCAAUCGAAAACUUGGGCUUAGCGAUGAAAAAACGCCCAUUGUCGUCGCAUACGUCGAGGUAUCAGGGCAAUGGAACUGCAACAAGCGGACCCUGCAAACAGAAGAUAUGCGAAGAUAGGGCGAGAGAUCUUGGCAUCUUUGAGUCCUCUCCGGACAGCGGAAGGCUGAAGGUGGCCAGCCCUUUAAUGUGGCGUCCCUGUCCGGAGCCACCGAAGCCGCGCGAGUUUAGCUGCGACGAUGCUGGACUGGUACCGAUAAUGCGCCGGAAGCGUGAUCCGGUGCUGAAGAAGAUGAGUUGCACCAGUCCGGCACCCAGCGUCGAAGCACCGGAGUGUAUCAAAAUUAAGGAGGAUCUAUGUCUCCGCGUGCAGGUUCCCGGUUGCGGCAAGGUACGGUUUCCGCCAAAGUGUGAGGCGCCGCUAGCAGUGCGUGACUGUGCGAAGGCAGAAGCACCGGUCUCUUCUUUCUCGGAGGGUUACAAGAAUCCGUUCCCGGCGCUCCCAAUUUCGGAAUGUCUUUGUUAUGACUCGACUAGAGUAUGCUAGUUGGGAAAACUAGAUCGGACGUGCAUUUGUCGAUAAUAAAUUUUACAUAAACCUGUACAUGUGUUGAAGUACUUUGUUGUUAGAAUAGAUAAAAUGUAAACGAUCUUUUCAUGUGUAUGUUACUACAAAACGAAUUUACUUAAAAUUUUAUUACGUGUGUGGUACAUUUUUACAAUGUAUUUUUAAUGUAGCACUUGAAUG